Molecule: messenger RNA, 3152 nt
Organism: Ceratina calcarata
Lineage: Eukaryota; Metazoa; Arthropoda; Insecta; Hymenoptera; Apidae
Biological process (GO): homologous chromosome pairing at meiosis; mitotic intra-S DNA damage checkpoint signaling; double-strand break repair involved in meiotic recombination
Cellular component (GO): nucleus; condensed chromosome
Molecular function (GO): DNA polymerase binding
Source: RefSeq, a predicted model, not a curated record
AAGGAUAUCAUAAUAGUUCAAAAGAAAAUGAAACAAUUGCUGAAUUCAAAUAAGUAUGAAAAAUCAGAAUUAAUCACACUAAUGGAGAAGUAUUUUGAAAAUGAAGAAAAUCUUAAAAAUGCUCUUAUUGAUAUGGAAGUAUUAGAUACUAAUGAAGUGGCAAAUAUUUUGCAUACAUCAUGUCUUGUAAAAAUUCUAUUACAAGUUUCAGAAUUACAUCCAGAAAUAUAUAGCAGUCUCCUGACUAAACUUAAUGAAGCUGUUCUUAUAGCUGAUUCUAUGGAAUCAGUACCUUGGGCUCUUCUAUUACUGCAACAAUUUCGUUUCCUGGAUGUUGUAAUUAAUUCUGAUGCUCUGACCAGUAGCUUAGAACAGCUCCUAGAAUCUUGUCCUCUAUGGUUUCAAACUGAAUUAAUAACAUUCUUACCCGAUAUUGUAACUGACAAACAACAUCAAACUGUGGCUGAAAUUCUGAAUAAACUUCUAGAAGAGAAUACUGUAUUAGUAAAAUCAGUAUUAAAUUGUAUGACCAAUUUAAAUCUUGGCAAAGAAUAUUUGGAGGAAUUUAAAGAUAAAACAUUAAACUUGUUGAAGACAAACGUUAAAGUAAAUGCAAUACCAGCCAUUGUAAAAUUUGUUUUAGAAGAUUAUUCAAAUAUAGACAUUUUUGAAAAAGCAUUAAAAGUAUUGCGUGAUACUGAUAUGCAGCCUCUCGUUGGGGAAGAUGCUGAAGAGUGCUAUCAAAAUCAGUUAGAUGUAUUCAACAAUUUAAAAAUGAAUAUGCUUUUCUCAAAGAAUGUAAUAAAUACAACCUUAGCAGUUAUAAAAGAUAUCACUAAGGAUCCGAAGACGUUAGAUAUUAUUCUGUUGCUCCUCAUAUUUCAAACAACAGAUAUAAAAAGAAAACUCGUGGAAACAAUAUUUAAACAACACAUACGAUCUGGCUUUUACAGAGCUAGCUUAUUAAAUAUGCUGUAUAAUGAUUAUAAACAUGUAGUACAAGAGUUACAAUCAACUGUGUUACAAAUAUCAAGCAAUUUAUUAAAGACGGAUGAACGUGUAUUUACUGAUUUCGCUAUCGAUUGGAUCCGUUUGCAGUUCAAGUGUCAUAAAAAUAAUAUAUUUAAACAACGAGAGAUUUUAGAAAGAAUUAUAUUCCUCAUGGGUGAUAAUGACCAGACUGUAAAAAAUACUUUAUUAUUUCUUUGCAAAAUGGUCGAAAAGGAAGAGGAUAGAGAAUAUUUGUUGUCACAUUGUAAUCAUCUUCGUAUUUUGCUGGAAAAGAUGGAUAACUUGAAUCUAGAAGAGGUUGGUACAUUGAAUGACUUAUUACAACAUUUGUGUACAAAUUCCAGUGCCACAGCAGAUUCUUUGCACGACGAUCUAUCCAUACUGAUGCAGAAACAAUUAUCUAAUUUUAAACCCUUUAUAAAGUCUCUCGCAGAUCAUAUCGAAGAACAAUUUGUUAAUACAAACAUGAUAAACAAAACAAAUUAUAGAGGAGACUCUGUUCCUAAAUUUGGAUUAAAUAAAUCAGAAGACGAACCACGAAAUUGUUUUAUAACUUUUGAAAAUAAAAAGUAUGGAGCGAUUGUUCCAAUAUCUUUUAAACUUCUCCGAACAUGUCAUAUAAGGCUCAGUGAGAAUAAAGAUUUGGGAGCCAUAAAUUCUCUUUUGGGAUGUGCAAUCUUAAUGCCAGAAAGCCUUGAUAUAGCAGAAAAUUCGAUAGUGGAUUUAGUAAUAUGUUGCAUUAAUUGGUUCCGUGAAGUGAUCAGUGGUUUUGUUAUACAGAAAAACCCUUUGUUAAGAAAGCAAGUACUACAACGACUGGAUAAUCUAAUAGAUUUACAAACUGAACUGAGCACAUUACUUACGUUGUGCGAUACAAAAUAUCAACCACCUCCUUGUUAUUUUCAUAAAUUUCCGCUGCCACCGUUUUUUGGAAUAGAUAAAAAAAUUGGCAAGAAAGGGAAAAAAGGGAAGAAAAAAUCGCUUAGUUUUAGUGAAAUUAAAGAUUGGGAAACUGGUUUCUUGAUAUGUUCAAAAAACCCAAUUUAUUUCAGAAAAUUCGAUGCAUCGAUAGUGCAUUUGUUGGAUGUUAAAAUGGACAUACAUGUAUCACAAUCUGUAAGACAUGGGAUAUCUGUGAAGCAAGUUUGUUUCAUUGUCCAGGAACUCUUGGCAAUCCUUGAACACGAUACUAACGAAAAAUGUAUAAAAGAUUUAAUCGAAUUGUUACCUAAAAUUUGUGCAAAAUUGCGAGAUAUUGUAGAAACUUUACGAGAAGAGAAGGAUAAUCAAAGUAGGGAGGCUGCUCGAUUAUUAUUACGUCUUCUAACAAAAAUUUUCACUUGGAAAGGAUUUGAAAGUGUCACAUAUAAUAUAUUGUUACGAGAGGGAUUACGCAUUUUAGCUAGUCAAAUUGAUGAAAAUAAUAUUACGUUACGAUCUUGCAAAGAGCUUGUCACAGAAUCUUGCAAAUAUUUUGAGUCUUUAUCCGAUAUUGCUACGCAGAUAUCAUUGUCAACGUCAUUAAUUGAUAUGUGUCAAUCAUUAAUGAAACAUUCUGAAUCCUACACUAAAGAAAACAAAGAGAAAUAUGCAAAAAUGGCAUUUGGGUUCUUAUGUCUUCAAUGGCCGGAAGAUAAUCAUUCUAGUACUCAAUACAAAUCAGCUGUAGUUCAAUUGUUAAAUCAUUGGAUUAAUAAUGAACCACUACCGCUUCAAGUAAUAACUUCAAUUUUAGAAUGGUUACCAGAUGAAAUUUUGAACUUGGAGAAGUCUCGAAACAGUUUGAGUAGAAUACCGUCAAUAACAAAGGCUAACUUUCACUCUCUUUUCAAGAAGAUAUUUGAUGGUUUAAUUAGCGGUAUAAAAAUAGCGCUGGAAAUGGCUGACAGAGACCCUAAAAGAAUAGAGCUAUGGUAUGAGGUAGGAAUAAAUGUUCAGAAAUUAGUUCAAAUAUGUAAAACACUAACAACAAAAAAUAAUUUACUAAUUUUUAUAAAACAAAUGUCUAUAUUGUUGAAAUCUUUUCUACACCUUGGUAUGCCAGUACUUGAGCAUAAUUUGAAAUACCAAACAGAGGAGGUAACCAAGAUAUUGAAAAUGAUGCAAGGUAUAAAUAUCAUUGGCAUGAUAGAAUCAGUAGU